CCCACCCCCUCAACCCUGUGUGAGAUGUUGGGUUUCUUCUUCAUGAGACAUUGUUGAGAAGUCGCAGUGGUUGGAGAGGCGUAGGGGGCAGACUACCUCUGCUCCCCCCACACCCCCCUUUUUUCUCUCCGGGAGGAGGAGGAGGGGAAGGGGGCUUGCAGAGCAAGCGAUGGAUGAGGAAAACAUGACGAAAAGCGAGGAGCAGCAGCCUCUGAGUUUGCAAAAAGCCUUACAGCAGUGCGAGUUGGUCCAAAACAUGAUAGACCUGAGCAUCUCCAACCUGGAAGGGCUUAGGACCAAAUGUGCUACUUCCAACGACCUCACACAAAAAGAAAUCCGGACCCUGGAGAGCAAGCUGGUGAAGUACUUCAGCCGGCAGCUGUCCUGCAAAAAGAAGGUAGCCCUGCAGGAACGCAAUGCCGAGCUGGACGGCUUCCCCCAGCUCCGGCACUGGUUCCGGAUCGUCGACGUGCGGAAGGAAGUCCUGGAGGAGAUUACCCCGGGCCAGCUGAGUCUGGAGGACCUCUUGGAGAUGACGGACGAGCAGGUGUGUGAGACCGUGGAGAAAUACGGGGCCAACCGGGAGGAGUGUGCCCGCCUCAAUGCCUCCCUCUCCUGCCUACGGAACGUCCACAUGUCAGGAGGCAACCUUUCCAAACAAGACUGGACCAUCCAGUGGCCCACCACGGAGACGGGGAAGGAGAACAACCCCGUGUGCCCCCCGGAGCCGACCCCGUGGAUCCGCACCCACCUCUCCCAGAGCCCCAGGGUCCAGUCCAAGUGCGUCCAGCACUACUGUCACGCCAGCCCCAGCCCGGGGCCCCCCGUGUACACCCACGUGGACAGGCUCACGGUGGACGCCUACCCGGGCCUGUGCCCGCCCCUGCCACUGGAGUCGGGCCACCGGUCCCUGCCUCCGUCGCCCCGGCAGCGGCACACGGUCCGCACCCCGCCGCGCACCCCCAACAUCGUCACCACCGUGACCCCGCCCGGCACGCCACCCAUGAGGAGGAAGAACAAGCUGAAGCCCCCGGGGACCCCGCCGCCCUCCUCCCGGAAGCUGAUCCACCUGAUCCCGGGUUUCACGGCCCUGCAUCGGAGCAAGUCCCACGAGUUCCAGCUGGGUCACCGCGUAGACGAGGCCCACACGCCCAAAGCCAAGAAGAAAAGCAAGCCGUUGAACCUCAAGAUCCACAGCAGCGUGGGCAGCUGUGAGAAUAUCCCCUCCCAGCAGCGCUCCCCGCUGCUGUCCGAGCGCUCGCUCCGCUCCUUCUUCGUGGGACACGCGCCCUUCCUGCCUUCCACCCCUCCCGUCCACUCCGAGGCCAACUUCUCCUCAAACACACUGUCAGUGCCACGCUGGUCCCCACAGAUCCCUCGCAGAGACCUCGGCAACUCCAUCAAGCACAGGUUUUCCACGAAGUACUGGAUGUCUCAGACAUGCACAGUCUGUGGGAAGGGGAUGCUUUUUGGCCUCAAGUGUAAAAACUGCAAGUUAAAGUGCCACAACAAAUGCACCAAAGAAGCCCCACCCUGUCAUCUCCUGAUCAUCCACCGAGGAGAUCCAGCAAGGUUAGUCCGGACAGAGUCCGUUCCGUGUGACAUCAACAACCCUCUACGAAAGCCACCCCGGUAUUCGGACCUGCACAUCAGCCAGACGCUCCCUAAAACCAACAAAAUCAACAAGGACCACAUCCCUGUUCCUUACCAGCCAGACUCUAGCAGCAAUCCCUCAUCCACAACGUCCUCCACGCCCUCCUCGCCAGCGCCUCCGCUCCCUCCCAGUGCCACGCCGCCUUCUCCCCUACACCCUUCUCCGCAGUGCACAAGGCAGCAGAAGAACCUCAACCUGCCAGCAUCCCACUACUACAAAUACAGACAGCAGUUCAUUUUCCCAGAUGUGGUGCCGGUGCCAGAGACGCCGACCCGGGCACCCCAGGUCAUCCUGCAUCCAGUGACCUCGAAUCCAAUCUUGGAAGGAAAUCCAUUACUUCAAAUUGAAGUGGAGCCAACCUCAGAGAACGAGGAGGGUCACGAUGAGGCCGAGGAGUCGGAGGAUGACUUUGAGGAGAUGAACCUGUCCCUGCUCUCGGCCCGGAGCUUCCCGCGCAAGGCCAGCCAGACCAGCAUCUUCCUUCAGGAGUGGGACAUCCCCUUUGAGCAGCUGGAGAUCGGCGAGCUCAUCGGGAAGGGCCGCUUCGGGCAGGUGUACCAUGGCCGCUGGCACGGGGAGGUGGCCAUCCGGCUGAUCGACACUGAGAGGGAUAAUGAAGACCAGCUCAAGGCCUUCAAGCGGGAGGUGAUGGCCUACAGGCAGACGCGGCACGAGAACGUGGUACUCUUCAUGGGCGCCUGCAUGAGCCCGCCCCGCCUGGCCAUCAUCACCAGCCUCUGUAAGGGCCGGACACUCUAUUCUGUGGUCAGGGAUGCCAAGAUCGUCUUGGAUGUCAACAAAACGAGGCAGAUUGCCCAAGAAAUUGUGAAGGGCAUGGGCUACCUCCACGCCAAGGGAAUCCUGCACAAGGACCUCAAGUCCAAGAACGUCUUCUACGACAACGGCAAAGUGGUGAUCACAGACUUCGGGCUCUUCAGCAUUUCCGGGGUGCUGCAGGCUGGCAGGCGUGAUGACAAGCUGCGCAUCCAGAGCGGCUGGCUGUGCCACUUGGCCCCGGAGAUCAUCCGUCAGCUGUCUCCCGACACAGAGGAAGACAAGCUCCCCUUCUCCAAACACUCGGACGUCUUUGCGCUUGGGACAAUCUGGUAUGAACUCCACGCCAGAGAGUGGCCUUUCAAGACCCAACCAGCAGAGGCAAUAAUCUGGCAAAUGGGCACAGGCAUGAAACCCAACCUCAGCCAGAUUGGCAUGGGAAAAGAAAUCUCGGACAUUCUUCUCUUCUGCUGGGCCUUUGAACAAGAAGAGAGACCUACCUUCACCAAGCUUAUGGACAUGCUGGAGAAGCUGCCAAAGCGGAACCGCCGCCUGUCUCACCCUGGACAUUUCUGGAAGUCUGCAGAGCUGUGACCACUGGACAAAGGGACAGCGCUCAGCUGCCUCAGCUCCCAAGCCACCUCUCCUCCCCUGCUCUGCCCUCUGCCAGCUCAGGAGGCCAGAGGCUCACCGUCAGAGGGUACCGACCCCGGCCGGCCUGGGAGCGCUGCACGACUGAGCCCGGCAGCUUCCCUGCACCCCAGACCCACGCCUUCGCUCGGGCAGGGGUGGGGACCCCGAGCCAGGACUUCAUGGGACCAGCCAGGGAGAUGCAGAGUUGAUCAGUGAGGCCCAGGGGACGGUGUAGACAAGAGAACUUUGGGCUGGAUGUGGAGCCCCUGGGCCGUGGAGGCUAGGGCAGGGGUCCCACGCGGGCAGGCUCACAGGACCGGUCUGUGUGUGCGUGUGUGUCUACGUGCGCGACACCGUCCGCUCUCAAUUGCCCUUGAUGACGGGAGUCAGGCUGCCCCAGGUCCGGGGCUGAGCGCCCAUCAGCUGUUUCGGUGUCUGCGUGGUGGGUUCCAGCUGCGCUCUCUGGAAAGACGGGACGGGGAUGCAGAGCUGAGCGCGCGCUUAGUGGAGGCUACGGGGCCGAGAUCUGGGCGGGAAGCUCAGCUGUUCCUGUGCAAACAUCUGUUCUCGGAGGCCCCCCCACCCCAAGCCUGUCAAGGUUUGGGCACCUCUGCGUAUCGCUCCGAAGUGCAUGUCUUUUGCGCUCUGGGUCUCUCUGGGCUAUGCUUCCCCGUUUCCGCUGCCCUCUCCGUUCUGUGACAGCCUCGUCCCCUUUCUUCCUCGCUGCCCCCCACUUCCAUUUGGAAAGCACAGUGGCUCCCUGGCCAAGAUGACUUCAGGGGGCUCCUUCCAGCUCACCUUCAUCCAUGACGGCCCCCUGAGGUCUGAGCCUUGGGAACUGGGGUUCUGGGAGGGGGAAGUUCUAGGACAUUCUUUUUCCCUCCCUCUGCCCUGGCACUUACACCAGCUAAGUUUAUCCACCACCAUGAUGGAGAUGGGUCGUUGGGUUCGGUGUGUGUGUUGGGUUACAGGGCGUGUGCACGGCAUCUUGUUUGCAAAUGACCCCUCCCGCACUCCUGCUGCUUCACCCUUAAAAAGUCCAACUGGGGAGGCGAGGAGGGCAGCUCUUUGUCGGGGUUCUGCAUUUUCAGCUCCAGCUGGUGCCGAACCGCAGAGCGGCUCCCCGUUCGACGCCUCUGCACGCUCAGCGCCCCUGCCUUCCAUCCCUCACCUUCACUCCCCACCUGGCCCAGCUGCUCUUGCUGUAACCACACCAGGGUCCAGUGUUCUGCACGGGGGUCGCUGGGAGCAAGUCAGGUGCAGAAUGACAGGGAGAGCCUCCGUCUUACGUUCCUUACCUGACAAGGGAAUGUCUUACGUUCCCCAAACCCUGGACCCCAUUCACCUGACCAGGCAUCCGAGGGAAAUCUGCCCCCCAGCAGGGCGCUAGCAGGACGGCUGGGCAUUAGGCAGGAGGCCCAGGCUCUGCCCACAGUCCCGCCGUACUUCUUGGGCACUGCCCAGCCUUGCUUCUGGUCGCCACCUUAUCUAGAUGUCUCCCUCAAAGAGAGGGGACCUCCGACUUCAAAAACCCACCUGGGCUCAGACUCAACGUCCAACCAGAGAUACGGGGAUCUUCCCCACUUUGGUUCACGCUCUGGGGGGCCAAGCCUGCUUCCAAACUGGGAAAAAUGAUGACAGCGGUCAUGCUUCCCGAGACCCUGGCUGAGGGAAACCCCAGAAGGCCUUCCUGGUUACUUUCCCAAUGCUCCCACCUGCCUGGGACCAGAGGCUCCAGGCCUCCAUGUGGGCCAUUCCUAAACAUUCCUCUUCUGGGGCAUCUGUCACUGUGGCCCUCAGCCCGUCAUUUGCGUGUCUGGAGGCGUUGACACGUGUUUGCACAAGCCCCAGCUGCUUUGCUGUCGCUGCGGGCAGCUCUUGUCAGCGGCCGCCACGCUGUUAAGGCAGGUCACCCAGCGAACCCGCCCCAGGCCUGAGCCGGGGCCUCCUGAGGGUCUCACAUCUCUUUAGCCCAAUCAGACUUCUUGGGUCCGUGGACCCCAGUCUUUAUCAUGGACCUCUGUGUGUGCGGGGUGGGGGGGGAAAUAAGCAAGGGGAUGAGCAGACAAGGUCAGCUCCCGGAAGCUGCAGCCCACUCCCUCUUGCCUCCGUUGUUUCCAGAAUCAACUAACAGGGCCACCCAGAGCCUUUGGCAGGGCCCAGCAGCAUCUCCACAGGCUGAUUUUUCCAUUUGUUCACAAGCACCAGCUUGAGGUUAGGGGCGGAGCCUGAGGGACCCAGGGAGAAACCCCAGCUUCCCCUGCGCCUUUGGAGUUUCUCUGCCUGCAGAACAGGGUCCCACGUCACCUGCUCUCGCCUUGCCGCCUCCCUCUUUUCGCAGGUCUUUACUUUGUUCCCUCCUUCCUCAGUCUCCGCUGUAGCCAGUCCAGCCCACCCCCGCACCGCCCUCCAGCUGCACCACCCUGAAUUGUUUAGAAGCCACCGCCCUCCAGCUGCACCACCCUGAAUUGUUUAGAAGCCAGCUUUUAUUUGCAGACAUUUUGAUCCAGAAGGAACCAAACCACCGCUUUCCCUGCUGACCUCAGUCCUUAUUCACUGAAGCCCUGGGAGGAGGCCAUGUUCAUUCAUCUUUUGCAAGGGGAAAAAAAAGGUGGUGUGUAUAUUUACACCGUAGUUGCCAGCCCACAAUUGGCUCAUUCUGUAGAAUCCACAGCACAGAUUGUGUGCAGGUGCCCGGCGCCCAGCAGCGAGCUGCCUCUGUCUCCGCCCUGCUUUCAGCAAACCCUUAGGUACACAGGCUUCCCAGAUGGACCAGUCCACAGGGUAGAGAUUCACUAGGGAGCCUUGACCUUGCCUUCUUUCAAAGGCAUGUGGAUUUGCACACUGAAUUCCCACCAGCUCUUCCUGGUCACAGGUCUUUCAUAAAACGGGGAGUCCCCUUGCAGGGGGACCUUAUGUGGGGACAUCUCCACACGUCACCAUCCCCAGAGUGAACUGGAAAUCGAAGUCUCCACUUAAUUGUUUUGGCAUCGUUUUCCCUUUGCUGGUCAAAAAGAAAAAUCUUGUCUUGCCAUGGAGUCCUCCUUUAUUUCUACCUUGGAUUCUGCGUCAUUAGAAGCCCUGGAUUGAUCUCUGGAGACUAGACUCCUGUAUCUGGGAAACCCUGGUCUGCCGCCUUUCCACCUUCCAACCCAUGUGCACACAUCCCGUCCCACUCGUCACCACCCACAGUUCUUGUCCUCGCCUGUGACUGAUCGUCUAAGGAACAGGAAGCAAGUGAUACACACUGAGGCCCAAUCACUAUGUUUAAAAAUCUCGACUUAGGGUUGGCACGUUAUGCCCCGUGGGCUACAUCCAGCCCACCAAGUGGUUUUUACAGUGUUUAAUUGGGGAAAAAAACAGAAGAGCUCAUGAUACGUGAAAACUCUACGAAAUUCAAAUAUCAAUGUCAAUAAACAAAUGUUGGUUCACAGCCACACCCACUCAUUUACAUACGGGCCUUGGUUUCAUUUGUGCUGCGACAGAGUUGGCUACUUGUAACCGAGACAAGGUGGCCCUUCAAGCUGAGAAUAUUUACAGUCUUGCCCUCUACCGAAGACUUUUGCCGACCUCUGAUCUAGGCGACUGUCAGAAGGAAGAAAAAACCAGUUUGCACAUGGUUCCCAGAGGAGGAACAGGAACCCAGGGGGAGGGAGUUACAGGGGCCAAGAACAAGUUCCAGCAGGGGAAGAACUUUCUAACGGCUUGCCUUGGAAGGUAGAAAGCUCCCCGUCCUGGGAGAGGCGUGAGCCGACGUUGAGACCCCUUGGUGUGCAGGACCUGGAGGGAAUUCGGGCCUCAGAGGUUGAAAGAGUCUAAUCUGCUCAGGCUGCCAUGAGGAAACAUCACAGUCUCAGGGCGGCGGGUCGGGGGGUGCAGGGGGGCUUCAACAACAGAAAUGAAUUGGCUCCCAGUUCUAGAGACUGGGAGUCCAAGAUCAAGUGUCCGGGUUGGUUUCUUCUGCGGCCUCUCUCCUUGGCUUGCAGACAGUCAGCCUCUCACUGUGUCUUCACGUGGCCUUUCCUCUGGAUGCACACACGCCCGGUGUGUCUCUUACAAGGACACCAGUGAUAUCGAAUUACGGUCCUGCCCUUAUGACCUAAUUUGACCUUAAUUACCUCUUUAAGGGCCCAUCUCCAAAGACAGCCACACUGGAGGUUAGGGCUUCAACAUAUGAAUGGCGGGGGUCUGGGGAGGUGCACAAUUCAGUCCAUAACAAGGACCCUUGGGAUUUCAGAGACUGAUUUUAGGGGCUUUUGAGGCAAAACUCCCAUCCCUGACUGGCUAGUUCUCAGCCUUGAGUCCCUAAACUUGCCCUCCCUGUCGUCAUCCCUUGCCAGCCUUCUUUUGACCCAGCAAUCCCCUGAGGGCUGGUCUGGCUUCAGAUAUGCCACCCAUGCACUCAAGCCCCCCUCCGCCUCUGCGCUAGUCGGCUAGGGCUGCUGUAGCAAAGUACCACAAGCAACAGUGGACGCUCUCACGCUUCUGAAGCCUAGAAGUCUAGAAUCAGGGUGUCGGCAGGACCAAGUUCCCCCUGGCACCCGUAAGGGAGUCCUUCCUGGCCGCCCGCUGCUUUACUUCCGGCAGUUUUCUGGCAAUCUCAGGCAUUCCUUGGCUUGCGGACGCAUCUCUCCAAUCUCUGCCUCUGUCGUCACACAGCCUUCUCCUUCUGUGUGUCUGUCUUCUCACGGCCAUCUUCUCAUUAGGACACCAAGUCAUAUUGGAUUAGGGGCCCAUCCUACUCAAGUUCAACUUUAUCUUAACCAGUGCAUCUGUAGUGACCCUAUUUCCAGAUAAGGUCGCAUUCUGAGGUACUGUGGGUUAGGAUUUGAAUGUAUCUUUGUUUUAGUGGGCGCGGGGAGCUCAGUUCAACCCUUCACAUCCUCUAAGGAGCUUUCUCUUGUGCCUUGGCUGGUCACCUUGGUUCCUCCGUGGCAGAUCCCCUGGGAGAUAGAUUCCCCAGACCCCUGGGCUCUGAGGGUCGGCCCACUGCUGCCGCUCUUGUCAAACAUGCACCCUGACCCACGCCUCCGUCCCUGGGGUCCAGUAGUCCCAGAUUUCAUCUCCAUGGAUGAGGGUGGGUGGUCCAUCUGUAGCGGGACAGUCGCUUGACCAUUGGAUGAAUGCGCUUCAGCCCAGCCUGAAAGGGCUGGUGACACGAUGCUUGCUUUUAUUUAUAUUCUCACUCAGCGGCAAAGGAACAGACCUCGGUGAGUCGCGCUUUUGCUGUGUCCUCUUUUGGCUUUGCCUGUGAAGUGAGGAAGGCUUUGAGCAGGCGCAGGGGCAUGCUCUCCCUGGCCCCCAGCCCCACCUUACGCCCCCCAGCCCAGCCGUCGCCCGUAAGGUAAUAGUCCUGACCUCGGAGAGGGAUGAGAUGCAGCAUAUGUCAGCCUGGACCCGGGAAUGUGGGAACCCCGUGUCUGGAAGUUUCUUCCUGACUCUCCCGAGGGCAUGCCUCGGCGGCCUCAUUUCUCUCCUGUCACUGACUACCCUCUCAAGAGCAUACUGUCCACGCCCAUCCUGUUAACCAGCUGGGGCAGAAGGUUGGUGGGAGACCUUCAGUCUCCCCGACUUCCUCAGUUUACCUACGCGCCAGCACCGAGCAUAGCGCCUGGCAAGUAGUAGGUACUCAAUAAAUGUUUGCAGAAUGCCGGGGUGGAGGGCUGCUGGGUCAGAGCGAGGCCCUGGCAUGGGGGUCAGACAUCCUUCCCUGCAGCCAGGGGGCUCCACUGGCAGGGCUGGGCAGUAAUGGGAUUCCCAUAACCGGGUCCUGUGUUGUGGCUCCCAUGUCACUCCAAAUGAAUUUGCCAGAUUCAACGGUCAUGACUCAUAAAGAGGCACAUUGGGACAGGUGUCCCAGGGUACCUAGGCCCUGGGAGGCAGAGUAAUGAUGUAUCUGUAACAGCCACUCUUCAAUGAGCACUUACUAUGUGCCAGGCCAACUGAAUCCCCAUGACUGGACGGUCCUGGGAAGUAGGUACCAUUAUCCGCAUUUCACAGGCGAAGAAACUGUGGGAAGGAGACGUAACGAGCCUGUGAAGUGGUAGAGCCAACAUUUUAAAUGUGAUUCUUUGGGCUUGUUCGUUCCCAGGAACCCACCUCCAUCUUGAGUGGUAUAUGCCCAGCUGCCCAUCGGGAUGUUACAGUCCACACCUGUGCUGUUAUCUGUAGCUCAUAACCAGGAGAGAGGGAAGAUGCAGGGAAGGGUGGGGACCCUCAUGGGAGUUUGCACGGAAGCUCCCACUUACAGUCCCAGACUGACAGGCUGCCAGGAGCUGCCCGUUUCCAGGAAAUGGGCAUCUGGGUUGGUAAAGCCACUCCUGGGUUCCUCCAGCACCCCUGCGCCGAGCAGCCUGUACCGUCAGCUGAGCCCUCUCCCUCUCCUGUACUUAAUAUUUAACUGUGGGCCUCUGUCCCAGGAGGCUCACCAGUGGGUCCUCCUCCCUCUCAACGGUCACACUGACCACUGGGAUCCUACUGCCCCUUUUCCUAACACCCAGAAUAUGAAGGAUUUCUCGUCAUGGGAUGAGAUGGCUGCUGUCCCUCUAUUGAGGGCCAAACUGGAGGAAAUGGGCUUUGCCCGGAGCUUGCCUGAUCCAGGUUGACCCCGGAUCAACACAGUUUACCAAUUGUGUUGCAUAGACCUUUAAUUCCAUAGCAGACUAGAUGGACGUUGCAUUAUUGGAAGGGUUCUGGGACAAAUAAGCAUCGGACAUGCUUAGGCAGAACAAGGUUGAACUUAAUUCUCGAUUGCAGGACUUACCAGAGCUUUUAAGACACUACCAUGUAGUUAAACCUGUAAAAGGCCACCAGCAGGCUGCUCUCUUCCUAAGCUUCCCCAGGCUGGUUUCUGAAUCCCCAACAAGAUGAACCUCUGUGAAUUCAACUCAACGUCUUACACGGUAUUCUGAGAGCAGGUGCCAGCCCACAGAAGAGGACAGCUGAUCCCCAGCAUUUACCCACCACCUGCUAGGAGCCAGGACAGGUAGAUCGACCCCGUCCAGCCCCACCUCCCCUGGAGGCUGGCACUGUGAGCAAUGAACCUAGAAGCUGAACAAGAUGCAUUAGGCAGAGAGAUGUGGCUGGGGGGGUGACCACAGGCUGCUCCUGAGCCCCAGAAAACUUGAACCUUGCCCCUGCCACCUCACAUUCCCUACCCAGGCCUGCUGAAGGAUGACCCCGUUCUGUGCAAGAGGACAGUGUGGUUCCAUGCACAAGGACACCACAAAGGAAAAUUCUGGCUGAUCAUGUCUUCCAAUGGAGGGGUCAAAUGUGCUGUGUGUCGGUGACUUCCCCAACAUACCAUCGUUCAGAGACUAACAGAGGACAUCAUACCCUCAUAGGGGCCAGCUAGGUCUUGACCUGAAUUUUUAUCUUCAGCCAGGUCAUUGCAGUGAAGAUCUAGAAUGAUCUAUAUUUAGAAGAUCUAGAAGGAUGACCUAGUCCAAGGAGUACAAAUAUGUGACAUUUCUGCUACCACUGCCCCUCCUAUACUCUUGGCAGACAUUGCUAAUCAAUCACAGCAUGCCUUGCCACUUCACGUGGAUGCGAGUAGCCAGCCUGAUCUCAUGCCUCUCCUUUCACAGGAGAAAGAACUCAGGCCCAGAGAAAAGAAGGUAAACUCUUCCAAGCUAGGUCCCUUCUUAGAGGCAGAGGCAGAUUUAGAACUAAGGCCUCAGAAACUUCCAGAAGCCUAAUCAUUUGACGUCUUGUCUGUAACUGGUAGAUGGUGUCGAAGGGCCCCGCAGAGCUUUAUUAUCAGUCAGGCAACUUGGAAAAUACCGAAAGAAAGAUUCUGUCUGUAACACCUUGCAUAUGAUCCUGUGUGGUAAUGUGUUUGCUUGGAGAGAAAUCAUUUAUCUUCCAGGGAACAGCUUCCCCUCAAGGCCUGACUGCCACCCCCAGCCUCGUACCAGGGGCUGGAAGGCCCGGGGACCUUAAGGAAAUACAGUGUGUACGUGAGUGGGAGGGAUGUUUCUUCACUUGAGGCAGUUUGUAAAAGUUUCUGUGGUUCAAUCUGGACAUCUCUGAAGAUACGGGAUGUUGCCUAUAGAGGGGCAGAAAGGAAACCUGACUCCAGUUGUUUUUUGGUUUCUUCCCUGUGUGGAAGGCUCAAAAUCGAGUUUUCACCCAGAUAAAAUUCCCUUGGGUCCUAGUGGACCACCAGCUCUACUCCUGAGCUCUUGAAAGGCUUUUAAUAACCAGCUUGGUGGCUGAGAGUACUUUCCGUCUGCUACCUCUUCCUUUCCUUCCUCCCUUUAUCUUCCACCACCACCGACUCCUACCAGAUAACAUCUCCCCUGGACCGUGAACAGAGGAGAAAGUUACACAAUAGUAGAGAUGAAAAAUAACCGCCAUGUAUUUAGCUUAAAUUAGCUCAGAAGAACGGCUCCCUCCCUCCACUGACUGGGCAGCCAUUGUUUAUGCCAACAUGCUAUUUGCAUCCUGCCUUCUUAGAUUUGAAAGUCUAACGAUUAAAAACAAAUCUUAGUUUUUCUUUUCCACCACUUAAGAAAAAAAGACCAGCUAGGCUAGUUCUUCUAGUUUAAAAUUACCCUGACCUCCAGCACUUAGAGUGAGAAUUUUGGAAAGACUGGUGCCAGGAUAGCAGGGGAAAAAAACACAGGCAGACAGGAGGAGGCAGAGAAGCCUGUUCUGAAGUGGUGAGCAAUGGGCUGGUCAAGGUGGGAGAUGAGCUUUUGACGGAUGCCGACGGCUGGGUCAGUUCAGAAUUCUGUGGGGUUAUUUCUUCAUCCGCCAUGUAUUCGGUGGGUUAUUUAUUGAGCAUCUACUACAUUUGUAGACCCUGGGCAUUCAGUGAUAAGGGAAACAAAGUCUUCCCGUUCUGAAGCUUAGAGUCCAGUGGAGCAGAUAGACAAGAAUCUGGCCAACAACAAUCUAUAAAUUACCACUCACAUAGCCCCCGAAUGGGGGACCAGUAACAUGAGAUGUGGGGAGGGGAGACUACUGUGGAGGGAACAGUUGGCAAAGGUCUUUCCUAGGAGGUGAGAUUUCAGAUGAGAUCUAAAGGACGAGAAGGAGGAAGAGAUGACAGUUCUAGGUCAGGAUCUCCCAGCCUCAGCACUGUUGAUAUUUGGGACCAGAUCAUUUGUGUUGUGGGCAGGGCAUCCUGUGCCCUGUUGCAUGUUGAGCAGCAUCCCUGGCCUCCAUCCACUAGAUGCUGGUAGCACCCCCCUUUCCUGCCACCCCUGAGUUGUGACAACCAAAGAUGUCUCGGACAUUGCAAAUGUCCCCUGGGGGGUAGAAUCACCCUCCGCCCCCCCACCCCCAUUUGAAAACACCAUUCUAGGCUGAGGCAUGGCAGGAGGCGGGAGGGGAUGGACAGGGUGGACAGUGGAUGAACUGAGCUUGGGGCCGGGUAAUAGGAGCAUCUCAAAGGUCUCCUAAGGGCAGCGGGAAAGCACUGGGAGCUUUUAAGGGGUACAGUGUCACCAUCUGAUUCUCGCUCGUUUGAGCCAAGGCAUGAGGUCUUGAGUACACUGUCACCAGCCACAUCACUAGGACCCACAUCCAGCCUCCUGCCAUCUGCAACCUUUCAUGAAA
This is a messenger RNA of Delphinapterus leucas (beluga whale), 12625 nucleotides long. Lineage: Eukaryota; Metazoa; Chordata; Mammalia; Artiodactyla; Monodontidae. The record is from RefSeq and is a predicted model, not a curated record.